Messenger RNA from Paramuricea clavata, 4768 nucleotides. Lineage: Eukaryota; Metazoa; Cnidaria; Anthozoa; Malacalcyonacea; Plexauridae. The record is from the annotation of a GenBank genome assembly.
AUGAACACGCCAAAGAAACAUCAGCUAGAUGAGUACCUAAACGCCGGACGCUCUCAUACAGAUAGCCAUCAGUUUAAACUGGCAAUUGUAAACUUUCAACAAGCCUUGAUAUUAGCCAAAGAACUGAAAGACGGAAAGAAAGAAUCCAGGGGAAACAUUGGGUUAGGUACUGUUUAUAUAUGGGACAAUCAGCUUCAAAAGGCAAUGGAACACUAUGAAAAAGCCUUGGAAAUUGCGAAAAAACAAGGAUACAAACAAGAGGAAACAUGGGCAUACCUUGAGUUAGGAGAUUCUUAUAAAUUGAACAAUCAGAUUCAAAAGGCAAUGAAAUACCAUGAAAAAGCGUUGGAAAUUGCAAAAGAACGAGGAUAUAAACUACAGGAAACACGCGCGUACCUUGGGUUAGGAGGUGAUUAUAGUUUGAACAAUCAGAUUCAAAAGGCAAUGGAACACUAUGAAAAAGCCUUGAAAAUUGCCAAAGAACAAGAAUAUAAACCAGAGGAAACACGCGCUUACUUUGCGUUAGGAGGUGCUUAUAGAUCGAACAAUCAGAUUCAAAAGGCAAUGGAAUACUACGAAAAAGCCUUGGAAAUUGCAAAAGAACGAGGAUAUAAAGUGCAGGAAGCACGCACACACCUUGGAUUAGGACAUGCUUAUAGAUUGAAGAAUAAGAUUCAAAAGGCAAUGGAACACUUUGAAAAAGCAUUGGAAAUUGCCGAAGAACAAGGAUGUGAGCUAGAGGAAAUACGCAUACACCUUGGGAUAGGACAAGUUUAUAGAUCGAACAAUCACAAGGCAAUGAAACACUUUGAAAAAGCCUUGGAAAUUGCAAAGGAACAAGGAUAUAAACAGGAGGAAAUUCACGCAUACCUUAACUUAGGAUAUGCUUUUAUAUUGAACGAUCAGGUUCAAACGGCAAUGAAACACUAUGAAAAAGCCUUGGAAAUUGCAAAAGAACGAGAAUAUGAACACGAGGAAGUACGCGCACACCUUGGGUUAGGAUAUGCUUAUGAAUCUAACAAUCAGAUUCAAGAAGCAACGGAAUACUAUGAAAAAGCGUUGGAAAUUGCAAAACGACGAGGAUAUAAACAAGUGGAAAUACGCACAUACCUUAGGUUAGGGGAAGCUUAUGGAUUGAACAAUCAGUUUCAAACGGCAAUAGGACACUAUGAAAAAGCCUUGGAAAUGGCAAAUGAACGAGGAUAUAAACAGGACGAAACAACCGCAUACCUUGGAUUAGGAGAUGCUUAUAGAUUGAACAAUCAGAUUCAAACGGCAAUAGGACACUAUGAAAAAACCUUGGAAAUGACAAAAGAACGAGAUGAUAAGUAUCGAGAAACAAACGCAUACCUUGGGUUAGCAGAUGCUUAUAGAUUAAACAAUCAGAUUCAAACGGCAAAUCAGCACUAUGAGAAAGCCUUGGAAAUUGCGACAGAACAAGGAUAUAAAGAUUUAGCAGGAGAUGCAAUGGAAAAAUUGUCAAGAUUUAAAGGUAAGCUUAGGUGAAGACCAUGCAGGUUGGUAAGGUUAUAAGUAUUUCGAAAGUAAAACGUUCAAUCUGGCGCUUGAUGUUGCUGUUUUCAAAUUUUCUGCACAUUAAUAUAACAAAAAUGUGUUCGGUUGAGGAGCAUUUUUCAGAUUGUUUUAAAGAAAUUAAUAAAGGAUCGCUAAAAGGUUAGUAUAAAUCCCAAUGUGUAAAGCCCAAGUUUAUCAAACCGUCAAAUGCUAUCCAUGGGCAUCUUGGGUUAAAAAAUUUCUUCUUGGCACACUCAUCUCUCAUGUUGUAAUCAACUCAAGCGGUCAGAGCGAGACUAGUGGAAAGUAACUGACUUCCCGGGUAGCCUGGGUUGUUAGUCUGACUAUAUAAGAGAAAUUUUCAAGACGCAGAAUGACAACUAGGUUGUCGGGAAAAAAUAAAACAUAACCUCCUGUUGGGGGUAAUCGUGAGGUCACCGUAGGAAUUUUCCAUUUCGUAUAAACAGCGAGGUUCACCUGUAAUAAUAAUCAGUGUCACCAUGCCAAUCAGUGUCACACUCACCACGCGAAAAACCUGUUCAAGCGCACGUGUUGUGCUGGCAUCUGUAGUAAUUUUGUAUCGAGUAUUGUUUCCUCGGUUUCUUUUUAACGUUCGUCUUCCAAAUUAACAUUGUUGACAUUUUAAAUUAAGCCAGGUUUUAAAAGCUUUUUUAAGUUCUAGACGAUAAUCACGAUAUGACUGUUAAAGAUGACGUCAAGUCUGUUCUGCGCAUGUGCUAUGUGAGGAUCCCUGGUCAUAAACAAUACCCAAAUUUCGCGUUGUUUCGACAUCUUCUAAAUUGAAACUCUAACCUAUAUUCAUUUAAAAGUACAGCAAACCAGAACGAUGUUAGAUAUUAACUAAGUGCAUCAUAUUUAUGAAUAUAGUGUCUUCAAAAUGUAAACAAACUACACAUCCGCUGAACGGACUUGACCGCCUCAAGUAUUGCCCAUAAGCAGCGGAUCGGAAGUAUUUGCGGAUCCGAUCCGAUCCAACAAUCGAUUUCCAGUAAAAGGACAAGUGGAAUGAUCGGAUAGGAAAAGCUCGUUCCAAUUUCACAAAUCACUAUUUCGCGCAUAUUACAAAUAAGCUAUGAACAAGUAUGUCCUUCAUCUUAUUUUGUUGCGUCGUUGCCAGGGAAGCAGAAGAAAACAAGAAAAAUACAAGCAUGUGGAUAAGAAAAAUGUUUCAGGAUAGACAGCAGUGGAAAAGUGAAUACCACUUAUUGAUACAAGAGCUAAAGCUAUAAAUAUCACCAUGAAUAUUUUUUGAGCAAUUUUAUAUGCUGCGAAGCAAAUUUGAAAAGCUGUUCUACUCUCCAAUUCUUGUAAAUUCUCCCUCGAGUUCUCCAAGAAAGCUUCUAAAUUAUCCCCCAUUUUUAAAAUUUUAUGCAGGUAUUAUUUGAUUAUUUCAAUUUUUGUAAGAUAAUACGGCAUUUUGAAUUUGUCGCCAGGUUUAAUUUGCGGUACCGGACCAAAAAAACCUUUUUAUUAUCGAUCCGGUCAGCAACGUCACCGGAUUAAUCGGAACUAAAAAUGUCUACUGAUGACGCAUGCGCGCGGAUCUUAUUUUGUUCCCAUCCGCUGCCGCAUCGUGUUGAACACGUCGGGACGCAUUUAUAACGAGUGUUUCGCGUGGUGAAUAUCUCAUUUCAUAUUCACCGGAUGUGACGCACACCGACAGUGGUGACACUGGUUGUUACUGGUGAACCUGGCGGUUUACGAAACGGAAAAUUGCGUCGCCGUGUAGAAAUUGCGGAAACCUGUGGCAAAUUCCCUGACCUUACAAUGUCGUGAAUACAGAUGGUGCCGAAUUUCAUCAAAACAUCAAAACAAUUGUGAAUAUUGUUAAACGUGAAAAUCAUAAUUAUUCAGAAAAUUUUAACUUGCAUCCAGAUCGUAGUACCUUUGGUAUUAUAGUUACAACAUUAGUAUAUUCGUAAUUCUUCUUUCAAUAUAAACUUUGUAGUUAUAUGUGCUAAUUUGUAAAGUGUCAAUUAGGCUUCUCAAACUCUGGCUACGAGGUUGUAACUAAAGCUUGGACUUUUUUGCGGUAUGGAAAAUUUAUGCAUCAUUAUGAUUUCAUGCGUGAUUAAAUUUAUUUUAAUUUGUACAAAAAGACCAAGUUGUAAUGGUUCGGCGUGGACUUAAAUACACCAAUAAAAUUUUUAUUGCUUUGUCAGCCGUUCAUAUGGAACAUUUCAAACCUUCCCUCCUCCCCAUAUUACCAUAAAUCGCGUAUUUAACCUUUCGAUUGGGGCGUAAGGUGGUUGACAAAAACAAUCUUUUUUCACUUUGAAGUCAACCUCGUUUGGGAACAAGGUUGCUUUGAAGUCUGGUAAUCAAAAAAAUUUGCCUUCGAAAAAAUUGAAAGACCCUUAUAACCACCGAUCUAUCUCUCUAGUGUUCGGUCCUAGCACAGGUCCAUUCUGCAUGGCAUACACGUUCUUCGUGCAUUUCUGUUCUUCGUGUAUUUUCUAUAAUAGGGCUGUCGCCAAACCGUUUUAUUUAACGCCUUUGUCUCUUUUUGUCUCUUGUAGAGAGCCCAGAAUCGUGGAAAUGGGAAGAGAGUUCGAAAGUUCAUCGAGAGAAGUUUACUAAGCUGCUCCAAUAUGGAAAAGACUAUCCGAAAGAGGUCAACGACGUUAACGGAGUACGCGUUUGUUGCUCGAAGGAGUUUCUCAUUGGGAAGGGAAAUGAUGGCACUCGAGUCUAUGUAGGUUUAGGGAAAGAUGGAUACGAAAAGGCUGUAAAGCGUUUGCCAAGAGAUGCUUGCACUGGCGUAGCUGAACACGAAAAGAGGGUUUUGAACGAACUCAAUGCAACUAAGUCAAACUAUGUUGUAAAUUAUUGGUUUUUAGACGAACAAAGCGAUAAGGACUACUUAUUUUUAAUCUUGGAUUUAUGUGAGGAAACGUUGGCAAAUUUUGUUGCUGGCAACAGUUUGGAGGAUCUAGUAACAAUUGCGCCAGAUAUCAUUCGGCAAGUUUUGAAAGGAUUGGCUGAUCUCCAUCGCCAUCCAAAGCCCAUUUUGCAUCGUGAUUUGAAACCAUCCAAUAUCUUGCGAGACGUCGACGGUAAUUGGUUGCUGGCCGACUUUGGAAUCAGUCGAAUCUUAACGGCAGAUACCAAUACCCAUCCAAGUGAACAGAGGGGAACGAAUGAUUGGAGAGCCGUUGAAUCUUCAUAUCAUUCGAAUUGCAUGACUGACGAUAGCAAAGUACGUUAUAAGAAAGAAUCCGAUAUUCAGGUA